CCGCUGCGUUCACUUUGAAGUACUUCAACUAUGUCCCACCCACCAAUAUUACGGCCGCUUACGCUGUCGCUACGCGCGACAUGCCUCUCGUCUAGAGGCUCUUUCGACUUGCAAGGCUCCGCUAGCCUGCGUUUUGCUCGCUACAAGUCAAACAAAGCUGCCAAAGCGUCGGCGAACGUCAAGCACACCCCACCCUCUACAAGCCAAGUAGAGGCGGCACUUAAGCAUGCAGAAAAAGGCGGGCCUACCGAAGUUGAGAAAGAGAUCCUUACCUGGCCCGAAUAUCUUUCCAUUCGCAAGAGCAAGCGGCGGUGGGAGACGGCAAUGUCAAUACCCCUUACUUUCUUGGGCUUUGCGGGAGGCGUCAUGUUCUUCGGCGAGAUGCAGAUGGACCCGUCAAAACCAAUCUUUAAUCUUGACCCUAUGAUCGUAUAUGGUGCCGGCACACUUGCCUGUGCAGGCUUUGGAUACCUCCUGGGGCCUAUGAUUGGUUCAACAAUAUGGCGAAUGAGCCAUCGCAAGGCAAUGAGGCUCGUUGAGGCCAAGGACCGCGAGUUCCACCAGCAUGUUGUCAAGAAUCGUGUAGAUCCAACUGCUCAAAGCGCUACGAAUCCUGUGCCAGAUUUCUACGGCGAAAAGAUUGGUUCACUCCAUGAGUAUAGACAGUGGCUGCGAGACCAAGCGAGGUUUAAACGCAAAUCAAUCCUUCCUGAAGACUAAUAUGUCUUCUGUUGAUGACUAGCACAGUCUCCACUCCAUCCACACAUAAUUAUCUACUAGCAUCGAACUUGCGAUAGGCAGUCGUUAGUCACCAUCGGUUCUACUCGGAGUAGGUAUGUCCGGUCGAAUGAAUGUCGUUUGUAGCAGAUUCGUUGGCUCCCGCAUGACAAAAUGAUGUGGCGAAGGCUCAUUUGCAAGAGAUCACGUCGCUGUUUAUUCUGGCUCCUGCGUAUGUCUCGCACCGCGCUGUGUUCCGCUGUGAGAGCGCAGACUUCUGUUUGAAUAGGUGGAUACAGCAGAGUCUUCUAAGCGCUCGAUGUGUGGUGGGUAUGAUUCGUUGAGGUGCAGU
This is a messenger RNA of Phanerochaete carnosa HHB-10118-sp, 1069 nucleotides long. RefSeq lists its product as uncharacterized. Gene Ontology annotation, cellular component: PAM complex, Tim23 associated import motor. Gene Ontology annotation, biological process: protein import into mitochondrial matrix. Bases 31 to 720 code for a protein of 229 amino acids. The transcript has 6 exons. NCBI's taxonomy places the organism in Eukaryota, Fungi, Basidiomycota, Agaricomycetes, Polyporales, Phanerochaetaceae. The record is from RefSeq and is a predicted model, not a curated record.